Molecule: messenger RNA, 905 nt
Organism: Symbiodinium sp. CCMP2456
Lineage: Eukaryota; Dinophyceae; Suessiales; Symbiodiniaceae
Source: the annotation of a GenBank genome assembly
AUGAGCGAACCCACCAUCGGACUUGACCGCCGCCGCUUUCUUGGGACGGCUGCUGGCAUUAGCGCCGGGCUGGGCGCGAGCGCACUUGCCCACGGCAAGACGGCUGGCGAAGCGCCCGCUGCUCCAGAGAUCGGCGCCGUUCCGCCGCCGCCGAUGGUCACGCUCGGCAACACGGGCAUCCGCACCACGCGGCUCGCGCAGGGGACCGGCGUCGCCGGCGGCAAUCGGCAGUCGAACCAGACGCGGAUGGGCUUCGAGAAAUUCGUCUCGCUCAUCCAUCACGCUUACAACCGCGGCGUCCGCUUCUUCGACCUCGCCGACCUCUACGGCACGCACCUCUACUUCCGCGAAGCCCUGCGAACGAUCCCGCGCGACGAGGUGACGAUCCUCAGCAAGCUGUGGUGGCGCUACGACGGCCCCGAGGCCAACACGUCCGCCGCGUUCCGUGAGCAGGUCACCAAGAGUGCGCUGGAACGUUUCUGCCACGAGCUCUCGACCGACCGCGUCGACAUCGUGCUCUUACACUGUUUGAUGGAUGCGAAGUGGCCCGAGCAGAUGAAGCCGUACCGUGCGGCGCUCGAAGACGCCAAGUCUCGUGGACAAGUGAAGGCGAUGGGCGUCUCGUGCCAUGACUUUGGCGCGCUAAAGACGGCGGCCCAGACCGACUGGGUCGAGGUGAUCCUCGCCCGUACGAACCCCGAAGGGGUAAAGAUGGACGCGUCGCCCGCCGAGACGAUCAUCGGCAUGAAGAUCAUCGGCGAAGGCCAGCUCGCCGACGACCGCGACCGCUGCAUCGCCUAUGCCCAGCAGCACGACUGGCUCGACGCGAUGACGAUCGGCUUCGAGAAGCCCGAGCAGAUCGACGACAUCCUCCGGCUCUUGGCGAAGCACCCCGCGGUGAACGC